Metarhizium acridum CQMa 102 is the source of this 654-nucleotide messenger RNA. The record is from RefSeq and is a predicted model, not a curated record. NCBI's taxonomy places the organism in Eukaryota, Fungi, Ascomycota, Sordariomycetes, Hypocreales, Clavicipitaceae.
AUGCACGACUUUCCCACUCCCGAAUCUCUUACUGGCAAAAAUGUCGAAUCCCAUCUGCGAGAGCUAGGUUUCGGCUAUCGUGCGAAAUAUAUUGCGGAUACGGCUCGCGUAGUUGCCCUUCAGAAACCAGCCUCAUGGCUUGAAUCGCUCCGUAAUCCUCGACACUCUGGGCCUAGACUGUCGUCAAGUGCGGGCAGUAGCAAUCCAACAUACAAGGGAGCCCACGAAGCACUGCUGUCAUUAACUGGUGUCGGACCAAAGGUCGCUGACUGCAUAGCCCAGAGAGAUUACAAAUUUGGCAAGUCAAAAGCAAAGACGUUCAACAAAGCAAUGUAUGAUGCAGUCGGUGACCAUUUUCGGACCAUUUGGGGUGACUAUGCAGGAUGGGCGCAUUCGGUAUUGUUUACGGCUGAUCUCAGAGAGUUUUCAAAUCGCACAGGCAAGACUCAAAUGGUGGAAGGGGUCGAAGGAGUCGAACCGGUCCAGAUGAAAUCCGAGAUCCAGGAAGAAGUAGUACUGAGUGGACCAAGAAAGAGGCAAUCAGCUGUUGAUGAUAUAACGAGAAGCAAUGCAGUGGUAGAAAACGUAGGAGAGCGCAAAAUUAUCGAGGCGAUCUCCUCACAGAAGCGCAGAAAGACUCGGGGGAGCUCCUAG